Molecule: messenger RNA, 663 nt
Organism: Clonostachys rhizophaga
Lineage: Eukaryota; Fungi; Ascomycota; Sordariomycetes; Hypocreales; Bionectriaceae
Source: the annotation of a GenBank genome assembly
AUGGCAAGUCGCGACGACGAAAACGGACGACUGGCAUAUGCCGAGUACUGGGACGGGCGAUAUACUGAGACGGUCGAAGGCGAGGAGCAGGUCCAUGAAUGGCUCCGCUCAUUCGAGGACCUGGAGGAAUUCUUCAACCUACGCCUCUUCCAAGCCUACCCUCCCGCCGCAGAGCCGCACAUCGUCCAUCUGGGAUCCGGCGACAGUACAAUCCCGCAGCAUCUGGCCGCCAAAGGCUACAAUCGCCAGCUUUGCGUUGAUUUCUCCGCUGUCGUCGUGAAGACCAUGUCUCAGCGCCACGUCGACUUGAGGCUAUCAGACGUGAUCCGGUGGGAGAUGAUGGAUGUGCGCCAUAUGGAUAGCAUUGCCGAUGCUUCGGUUGACGUCGCCUUUGAUAAAAGUACACUCGAUGUUAUGAUACAUGGAAGUCCUUGGAACCCUCCCGACGACACUGUCAAGAACACUGGCGAGUACCUGCGAGAGGUAUCUCGCAUCCUCAAACCCAGUGGAGUUUACCUUGCUGUUUCCUACCGCCAGCCACACUUCGUGAAGCCACUUUUGGAGUGUGAGGGGACCAACUGGGACAUUGACAUUGAGCAUUUGGGAGCUGAGGGCUCAUUUGGUUACUCUGCAAUUAUUUGUAAACCACUGCCUAGAUCGUAG